This is a messenger RNA of Syngnathoides biaculeatus (alligator pipefish), 2728 nucleotides long. It is a transcript of the gene spire1a, whose product is annotated as spire-type actin nucleation factor 1a. Gene Ontology annotation, molecular function: actin binding. The transcript has 19 exons. The coding region runs from base 235 to 2700 and encodes 821 amino acids. The record is from RefSeq and is a predicted model, not a curated record. Lineage: Eukaryota; Metazoa; Chordata; Actinopteri; Syngnathiformes; Syngnathidae. Gene Ontology annotation, cellular component: cytoplasmic vesicle membrane; cell cortex. Gene Ontology annotation, biological process: establishment of meiotic spindle localization; actin filament polymerization; intracellular transport.
GUUCCGGACGCAGAAAGCUUCAAAGUUGAAAGGCUCAAGGGCUACGCGGAAGGUUGUGGACGAGCUGGAAUUUGCUCCCGGGCGGUUUGUCAGUCGUCGCUCGUUCGUUCUACAGCCGCCAGCCGAGUGGUCGCCGCCGGCAAACAUCUCGGCGUUCGAACGCUUCUUUAUUCGUUCAAAUAGUUUUCCCUCGUCGUCGUCGUCGUCAUGGCGGUGAAGUAACGCCAGCCGGGCAUGUCGGGUACCGACGACGGGCCCCAGACGUCACCGAGCGCCCCGCAGUCCGACUUCGCCGGCGGCGGCGGCGGCGGCGGGCACGUCAACAUGGACGCGACGGCGGAGGAGACGGAGAAGAUGGACGUCUCCCUGGCGGAGAUCCUCGCGCUGUACAGCCAGCCCAUCAACGAAGAGCAAGCCUGGGCCGUGUGCUACCAGUGCUGCCGGACGCUGGCGGCGAGGCGGCCCGCGCGGAAAGGCUCCAAAACCCCCGGCGACUGCCCGCGGAGGAUCGAAGGACCCGGGGACGUGAGGAUCGGGCGGGACGGCACCGUCACCCUGCGCUUUGAACGCACCACAGAUAAAUAUGGAUCGGCGCCAACGUCACUGGAGGUGAUCGACUCGCUGGGCGUCAUGAUCUACAAGGCCCUGGACUACGGCCUGAAGGUGAACGAGGAGCGCGAGCUGAGCCCGCCGCUAGAGCGCCUCAUCGACCUGAUGACCAACACGCAGGAGGCGGAGAGUGACGACGCCUGCCCCGAUGAGGGGUACGAGGCCACCGAGGAGGAGGAAGAGGAGGAGGAACGGCUGGCCGUCUCGACUUCAGGCGGAACCGUCAGCCAAAUACGAAGCUACCGCGACCUGAUAUCGCUUUGUUCCUCCCACCUCCCGAGCCCCUCGGACGCGCCGGACCACUACCAGGCCGUGUGCCGCGCCCUCUACGCCGAGUCCAGGGAACUGCGGACGUUCCUUGAGAAGAUCAAGAGCGCCAAGGAGAAUCUCCGCAAAAUGGAAGGCGAGAACCUCCAACAACCCGUUAGAGACCUGGAUGAGCUGCAGAAUGCAGACUGGGCGCGGUUCUGGGUGCAAGUGAUGCGAGACCUGCGCCACGGCGUCAAGCUAAAGAAGGUGCAGGAGCGUCAGUACAACCCGCUGCCCAUCGAGUACCAGCUGACGCCCUACGAGAUGCUCAUGGACGACAUCCGGUCCAAACGCUACAAGCUUCGGAAAGUCAUGGUCAACGGCGACAUCCCCCCGAGGCUGAAGAAGAGCGCCCACGAGGUCAUCCUCGAGUUCAUCAGGUCACGGCCUCCUCUCAAUCCCGUGUCGGCCCGCAAGUUGAAGCCGACGCCGCCGCGGCCGCAGAGCCUCCACGAACGCCUGCUAGAGGACAUCAAGACGGAGAGGAAGCUGAGACCCGUCUCACCGGACUUGACCCGGAGGACCCGUCUGGGCGCUGGGAAAAGCAUCAGCACGCCUCACGAUUUGUGUCGGACCUCAGACACGCCCGACGCUCCCCGCAAGAUGGCCACCAGCACGCAGUCGCUCGUGCGGGGCUCGGCGAACCAGAUGAGCCAAAGGAAGAGGCUCCUGCACGCCCCCACGCUGGCGGAACUCGACAGCUCCGACUCCGACGAGGAGACGACGAAGAGCAGCUCCAGCGCGACCACGUCCUUGAUGGACAUAUCUCCAGAUUCUACCAAAGGCGUGAAAUCCCCUCCGGCGUUCCUGCCCGUGUCGGCCACGCCGCCGCCGGGCAAGCGUCAGCCGUCGGCUUCCCUGCGGCGCCACUCCAUCGGGAAGGAGGCCCCCGCCGACGCCGCCCCCUACGCCGCGCCAUCCAGGCAGAGCUCCAAGUCGCUGCUGAUGGACAAGGCCGGCAAGGUCCAAGCUGGUAGUGCUGCUCAGAACUCGAAGCCAUCAGACUGUCCUCGCGGGCGUCAUCGGGUGGGGCGGCGGUUCCGGUGCGGGGCCGGCGGAAUAAUGCCGCCGUUCUCCUGUGACGCCAAGGUCUCUCGCUGGUGUGCUGUCCCCCAGGAGGAGUUCCGCUUCCCCGUGGAGUGUCUGGCGCUGACGGUGCAGGAGGUGAUGCACAUCCGCCAGGUGCUGGUCAAGGCCGAGCUGGAGAAGUUCCAGCAGUACAAGGACGUGUACAACGCGCUCAAGAAAGGGAAGCUUUGCUUCUCGUGCCGCGUGAAGAGGUUCUCCUUCUUCACCUGGUCGUACACGUGCCAGUUCUGCAAGAGACCGGUGUGCUCUCAGUGCUCCACAAAGAUCCGUCUCCCGUCCAAGCCGUACGCCACGUUGCCCAUCUACACGUUGGGCCCCAGCGCCGCGGCUCAAGACGAAGCGGCCGCGUCGGCGGCCUCGUCCGAGUCCUUCGGGGCGGCGCAGAACCGCCGCAGCCUCCGCAGAAGCGUCUACAAGUUGACCACGUCGGGCGCGGGCGGCGACGGCGACCCGCCGCCCCCGAUCCGGGACGACCUGGACCUCCCCGCGGAGCUGACGGAGGACUGGGCGUCCACGGAGGUGUGCGUGGACUGCAAGAAGUUCAUCACGGAGAUCAUCUCGUCCAGCAAGCGCAGCCUCUGCGUGGCCAGCAAGCGGGCGCGACUCCACCGCCAGACGCGCUCCUUCUACCGCAGCUCGUCCGCCUCCGUCGACUUCCGCCGCCCGCCGCGCGUCGCCGUCCACGAGGUGUAGACCGCCGGGUGGGGGGGGGGGGGGGGGG